CUUUAGGAACAAAGCCCCAGUAACCAGACAUCAAUAGCAAUGAUGCAAGAACCUCAAGAGAUGGUGGAAGAGACGGUUACUGUGGAGGAAGACCCCGGCACUCCCACUUCCCAUGUGUCUAUUGUCACUUCUGAAGAUGGAACCACAAGGAGAACUGAAACCAAGGUUACCAAAACGGUCAAAACAGUCACCACCAGAACAGUGCGUCAGGUGCCACUUGGGCCUGAUGGCUUGCCAUCCAUGGAUGGCUCGUCUCCCAUGGGCAGCUACACAGAUUCAAUAGACAGAAGGUACAUGAAGAAUGGGGAGCGGUACAUCACACCACAAGCAUCUUCCACGUUAACCAGAUCUUACAACAGCUACAAUGAUUCUUACCCUGAAAGCCAUGAAGGCCAGUAUCGCCCUUAUGUUGCUCAUGAUGGUUAUGGAGAUCUAUCUGAUAACUAUGGCAGCUUGUCUCGUGGUGUCAACUACCGUCCUCGCUAUGCCUACGUGCCAGGAAACAGUUACAGGCCAGAUGAUGGUAGCUUCACUUUGCCAAGCAGAAGGGAUAACUACGGUCCUAUUGCCCAGCCUCAGGUGCCAGUAGGUAGCAGCGUUGACUUGACCCGCUCUCAACCGGAACGCUUCCAGCCAGAGCCCUAUGGACUGGAAGAUGAUAACCGCAGCCUUGGAGUAGACGAUGAAGGAUAUGAACUGGAUCCCGAUUACUCCACCGUGAAUCGGAGGACAUCUGCAGGUGUGCCAGAGAGAGGAAGACCUCACAAAGGAAGGGGCUACGAUGACCCUAUCGAGACAGAGAUGGUUGAAGAGAGGAUCCCUUACCUUCAUGGUGGCUACGCAGCACCACUGGCACAGCCAGAGAGAGGAAGCAUGGCUAGUAUUGACCGUCUGGGGAAGCGUUCCCCCUCUAUUGACAGCAUUCGUAAAGACCCCAGGUGGAGGGACCCUGACCUCCCUGAAGUAAUCGCCAUGCUCAGCCACCCUAUUGAUCCAGUCAAGUCCAACGCCGCAGCCUACUUGCAGCAUUUGUGCUACGAGAAUGAUAAAAUCAAAAAGGAUGUGAGGCACCUUAAAGGAAUACCUAUCUUGGUGGGCCUACUUGAUCAUCCAAAGCCGGAGGUCCAUCGUAAAGCCUGUGGAGCUCUCAGAAACAUCUCCUAUGGGAAGGAUAAUGAAAACAAGGUGGCUAUAAAGAACUGUGAUGGGAUCCCUGCAUUGAUCAGACUAUUGCGAAAAACAAAUGACAUGGAAGUCAGAGAGCUAAUUACAGGCACCCUGUGGAACUUGUCCUCCUAUGAGCCCCUGAAGAUGGUCAUCAUCAACCAUGGUCUGCAGACGCUUACCAAUGAGGUGAUUAUACCACAUUCAGGUUGGGAGAGUGAGCCGAAUGAGGACUCUAAGCCUCGUGAUGCCGAGUGGACAACUGUCUUCAAGAACACUUCUGGUUGCUUACGGAAUGUAAGUUCAGAUGGAGCAGAAGCACGCAGAAGACUAAGGGAGUGUGAUGGCUUGGUGGAUGCGCUCCUUCAUGCUCUACAGUCUGCAGUUGGCAAGAAGGAUACAGACAAUAAGUCUGUGGAGAACUGCGUGUGCAUUAUGCGGAACCUUUCCUAUCACGUCCACAAAGAGGUCCCUGGAGCCGAUAAGUACCAAGAAUUAGAUGCCAGUCAGGCUACAAACACGGGAGGCUCUCAGAAGAAGAAGAAAGACGAUGCUGGUUGUUUUGGUGGAAAAAAAGCUAAAGAGGAGUGGUUCAAUCAAGGAAAGAAGAAUGGAGAUUUGGACAGGAAUUUUGAUACACUUGAUUUGCCUAAGCGGUCUGAAGCAGCAAAAGGCUUUGAAUUACUGUACCAGCCAGAUGUGGUCCGACUGUACCUCUCCAUCCUCACUGAAAGUCAGAACUUCAACACUCUGGAAGCUGCAGCAGGGGCUUUGCAGAAUCUCAGUGCUGGUAACUGGACUUGGUCCACGUACAUCCGUGCAACAGUGCGGAAGGAGAGAGGCUUACCAGUGCUUGUGGAGCUGCUCCAGUCCGACUCUGACAAGGUUGUGAGGGCUGUGUCAAUUGCUCUGAGAAACCUUUCCAUGGAUCGUCGCAAUAAAGAUCUUAUAGGUAGUUAUGCCAUGGGUGAGCUGGUAAGAAAUUUGCCCAGCAGGCAGCAGAGAUCUGGAAAGAACCUGGAAGAGGAUACAGUGGUUGCAGUGUUGAAUACCAUCCAUGAAAUCAUUACUGACAGUUCAGAAAAUGCCAGGUCUCUGAUCCAGACACAGGGCAUUCAAAAGCUGGUAGCUAUCAGUAAGUCAAGCCAGUCUCCCAGAGAAACAAAAGCAGCAUCUCACGUUCUUCAGAUGAUCUGGAGCUAUAAAGAGUUACGAAAUGCCCUACAGAAGGAUGGGUGGAACAAAUCGCACUUCCAGUCUGUUUCUGCAACUCCAAAGGGUUCCAAAGGUACUGCUGGCAGGUCUGGCUAUGAUGACAGCACCUUGCCUCUGGUGGAUAAAAGUCAAGAUAAUGAGAAGGCUGGGAGUCGUGAUAUGAUACCUAUGGAUGAACUUGGCCCAGAUGGGUACUCCACCAUCGAUCACCGGGACAAAGAGCGCAAAUACAAGACCAGUGAUAACACAGGGGAUGCCUCGGAGAAAGAACCUUUAAAAAAUGACACAAAUAGGAAAAACAUUAACAGGAGUAACAGGGCUUCGGUGAAUCUGGUGGAUGCCCGUGACAUUAAACCCCAGCCUGUUGACUCCUGGGUCUAAUUUGCAUGCAUGGGCUAGAGUCCAACCACUUUUUUUUUUAAUUGAGGGGGAGAAAUAAACAUUGAAUUGACACAGAGGAUCUCAUCAGUCACAACUGCCAUUCAGAUUUGGAGGGCACUGCAUCACUGACCAGGCUGCAGAUUCUAGGAGGAUGUGGGGAGAAAACACAACUGACUGCCAUUGCCAACCCUGGAGCACCAUGCCUUACAGUGAGACAAUUUGCUUUUUAACUCCGUUACAUUCCCACCAGAAAUAGCCACCACCUCCCCCUCCCUCCCACUCCUGCAAGAACAAAGCAAGCAAGAAAAGAGAACUCAAGCUUCAAUCUAGCUGGCUGCGUUCUUAAGUGACUCUAUGUGUGGAUGGUGCCAAGUAUGAGAAGUGAAGGUCAUGUGGCAGCAAAGAAGACAGCUUCACAAGUGAAAGAGAAACUGCAGAAUAUUCAAAAUAAUAUCGUAGGUGUAGCCAUGAAGAUAAUAGCACUUUUCUGGUUUGGGGCUCAUUGUUUUGUUUUUUGUUUUGGAGGAUUUCUUUUGAACCGUGACUCUAACAUUUUUAAAGGCUUUUUGAAAAAUGUUUAGGUUUUUAUUAUUAUUUCCACAGAAAGUGCAAGAAUGUUGAGUGGGUUUAUUGGAUUUCAGUGAAGGGAGAAAAUGCAGAACAAAAACUAUUAAACGCUGGUCAAAUGAACUGGAGAGUGGAUGACAAAAUUGAUGCAAGCUGUAUAAUCUGCUUUUAGAGUAAGCUAUAUCAAUCACAGUGCUAUAUUAUCAUUAUUAUCUGGUGUACAAUACUGCCUUUUGAAUUCUGUAAUGGCUCUGUUUUUAUUUCCACAUAUUGAAAAGCAGUUUAUCAAAGGUUUCAGUGUCCCUGGUUCAGAAAUCUUAUGCUGAGAAAUGGAGUUGGCUGACUUUUUUUUUUUUUUGUUCUCAAAGAUUGCAGUAAGGAGCUUUUUACAUUUUAAAUGUACCAGUGUUGCAUUGAUGAUGAUUAACAAUUUCUUUUGCCAUAGCUGUUAACACAUUGGAAGAAAAUAGGAACUUUUUUGUAGGAUGUCUUAUUUUGAACAUGCUAUAAAUUUUAGAUGGGUCUGUCAAUUGUAUUUGAUGGUAAACUUAUCAUUGUUGGAUCCAUGUUUGCUUUGGGCUAUAGAUCCUGAUGAAAAAUACCA
Molecule: messenger RNA, 3931 nt
Organism: Balearica regulorum gibbericeps (East African grey crowned-crane)
Lineage: Eukaryota; Metazoa; Chordata; Aves; Gruiformes; Gruidae
Source: RefSeq, a predicted model, not a curated record